AUGACGGACCGUGAGGCCGCACUGACGGACCGGGGUCUCCGUGGCACCGUGAAGACCCCUGAGGUCGACUCGGCGCACCCCCUCGUGGCGAGUGCCCUGCGCGGACAUCGCGCGGACGUCCCCAGCGGGCGAGGGCAGGGAGGGGGGCGCAGCGGCGGAUUGGGGGGGGGCGGGAUUGGGGGGGGCAGCGCCGCGCAGGGACACGGAGGCGUCCUGCGAGGAGUCGGUCCCUGCGUGACGGCCACGCGGUGCCUGCCACGCCGGGGCCCGUGCCGCCUGGACCCCGCCACCCACGCCGUGAAGCCCCCGGCGGCGGCGGCGGCGCCCGUGUUGGCGAUGGGACCCCCUGGGUCACCGCUCGCGAAGUGGCGGAGGAGGCCGCUGCUGGUGCUGCUGGCGCUGUGCGUGGCGAUGCAGUGCGGGCUCGUGCGCGACUUCUGCGUGGCGGCGUCGACCACCACGACGAUGACGACCGCUGUCCCAGCGACGUCCCCGCCGCCGGGUCACGUGACCACCGAGGGUCACGUGACCACGGCCGCGGCGGCAGCGGCCUUUCCGACGCGGCGGGGCGACGGCGAGGUGGCGGCGACCUCGUCGGACGCCCCGCCGGGCUCUCCUCCGGGGGGCACCUCGUCGGACGCCACUACGGACGCCUCGUCGGACACGCUCACCACCUCGUCGGCCACUCUUACAGACGCCCCGCCCGAUACUGCUGCAGACCCCUCGUCGGACGGCCUUGCCGAUACCUCUUCGGACAAGCUCAGCAAAUUAUCCGAUACCUCAUCGGACACUGCCGCAGGCACCUCGUUGGAUACCACCCCUACGGACGGAUUGUCGGCCACCCUUACAGAAGAAAACUUCUUGAACACCGCUACGGACGCCUCAACCGAUGCCCGUGUCGACACCUCGUCGGAUAUGCCCAGCUCAUCGUCGGCCACCCUGCCAACUGCCCCACGCCCAAAUCUCCCGGCUGGAAUCGGCGCGGGCGGCAGUGAUGACGAUGACGAGGCGGAGGAGGGCGAUUCGACGACGAAUUCGGCAGCCCGGAUGUCUCCGGGCCCCUCGCCGCCGCCGUCGCCGCCGCCCGGCCUCGCGGCCACGCGGGUGGGCGACGCGACCUCGCCCGGCAUCGGAGGCCGGGGCCCGCGGCAGGGGGGCGGCUCCACGGAGCCGACGGCGGCCGCCCUCCCCGCCCGCUCCGCGUCCGCGGAGGGCCUCUCCUCGGGCGCGGGCGACGCGGCCGCGGUUCUCGGCGCCGCCGCCGUGGCAAAGACGACGACGUCGCCGCCGUCGGCGGUAGAAGAGGGGGGCGGCUCGGCAGCCCUCCCCGACGAGGCGACUCCCGCGGCCACCGCGAGCGCGCGGCCGUUCAAGCAGCAGCAGGAGGAGUCGUCCGGGUUGUCCAUCCUGGCCACGUCGUCGUCGUCGUCCUUGAUUCCUUCCGACGCGCGGACGCGGGUGGCACCGAUGGCGUCGGCUCCCACGGCGACGUCCCCACCGGAGGGGCCUUCGUCAGCGGCGGCGGCAACGGCGGCGGCGGUGGAGUCAUUGACCGCCUCCUCGUCAGCGACGUUUUCCUCCUCGUCGGGGACGACAGCAGCGGCUUCCUCUUUAGAGGCCUCGUCGCUGGCGAUGCUACCGCCAGACACCUCGUUUGAGAUGUCCUCUGCAGAGACCGCCUCCUCCUCGUCCUCAGCGGCGACGGUUUCAGGGGCCUCCUCCGCGUCGGUGAUGUCCCUCUCGCCAGAAACCUCUUCAUCGGAGACGUCUCCGGCGAUGUCCGCUCUGCAGACUUCUUCGCCGGUGCUCUCCUCUUCAGCACUACUCUCGUCACCGACAACGGUGUCAGAAACAUCGUCGUCAUCAUUGUCAUCAUCAUCGUCAUCGUCGUCAUCAUCGUCGUCGUCAUCAUUGUCAUCAUCAUCAUCGUCGUCAUUAUCAACAUCGUCGUCACCAUUAUCAUCGUCAUCAUCGCCAUCGUCGUCGUCAUCAUCAUUGUCAUCGUCAUCGUCGUCAUUAUCAUCAUCGUCAUCGUCGUCACCAUUAUCAUCGUCGUCGUCGCCAUCGUCAACGUCCUCAUUAUCAUCGACGGCGCCUUCGUUAGAGCCACCCGAAACCUCAUCAGCAACUUCCGCUUUCGCGUUCACCUCGUCAGAGCCGUCUUCACUGGAGGCUCCGUCAUCGGCGGCGGCAUCCUCCUCCUCGUCGUCGGGCUCCUCCUUCGAGCUCUUUGUGAGCUUCCGCGUUCUCAACCGCGUGUUUGUGCCGGCGCUGUUGGACCAAACGUCGCCAGAAUUCCGAGCUCUCGAGAAGGAGGUGACGGACGAGCUGGAUGCCCAGUUAAACUGCAGCUCCUGUCCGUUACGGAGUUUCUACUUGGGCAGCCAAGUCAGCAGUUUUUGGCAGGGCUCGGUGAAGGUGGCCGUGAACGUGCGGCUGGGCGCGCCGCUGCCGCCCGGCUUCGACUUCACCAGCGAGUUCUUCCGGCGCACCGCGGACGGCUCGCAGCUCGGCGGUCUCGUCCUCGACCCCGCGUCCGUCCGCUUCUCCGAGUCGUCGUUGUCAUCGUCAGCGACGACGGACGUGGCGAUGUUCGUGGACGAGUUUGCCGAUUCCCCCACGGCCCUGCCGGCCUGGGCCAUCUCGCUCAUCGCGCUCACGAGCGUCGUAGCUUUCCUCAACGUCGUCAUGUUCAUCGGCGGGGCGGUGUACAUGGUGCGUCGGUGCGGGUGCCGUGCGUGGCGCGCCGAGGCCUACUACCCGGCCGAGUACAAGAGCUCCUACGCCAUGUACGGCACGGCCACGGCACCCACGGCAUCGCCGCCGCCACCGCCACCACCGCCGCCACCGCCUCUCGGCAAGGGCUUCCUGGGGCCCGGAGAGAUGUUUGAGAACGGAACGGCGCCGCUCUCCUACGUCAACGUCUCGGUCGAGUCCCACAUGUGACAGCUGCCCUGCGGACGCACUGACAGACACACACACUGACACACACACACACACUGACUGACACACACACACACUGACACACACACGCACUGACUGACACACACACACACGCACUGACACACACACACACACU
Messenger RNA from Petromyzon marinus (sea lamprey), 3079 nucleotides. The record is from RefSeq and is a predicted model, not a curated record. Lineage: Eukaryota; Metazoa; Chordata; Hyperoartia; Petromyzontiformes; Petromyzontidae.